Molecule: messenger RNA, 1937 nt
Organism: Cucumis melo (muskmelon)
Lineage: Eukaryota; Viridiplantae; Streptophyta; Magnoliopsida; Cucurbitales; Cucurbitaceae
Product: serine/arginine-rich splicing factor RS40-like
Exons: 5
Coding region: 793-1794 (333 amino acids)
Biological process (GO): mRNA splicing, via spliceosome
Cellular component (GO): nuclear speck
Molecular function (GO): RNA binding
Source: RefSeq, a predicted model, not a curated record
UGUUUAGAUUCCUUUUUCUUUUUAAUUUAUUUUUAAUAAGAAACUUAUAAGACGUAUAUUAGAAACACAACAGAGGACGUUUGUGUUGUGAUUCGUGAAUUCAUUUUAAAGUUGUAUAAUUUGUAUCAUGUUGAAACGAGCCACUUGCAAAUUUUGAAUCUAUGCAAUAUACUGAACUGGCGAAGUUACUCACGAUCCACCAAGAAACUGUUGGAUACAACGUUGGCAAGGCAAUUCGGCUGUUGGAAAUUCCCCCAAAGUAGAGGUCGUUCUCAUCACAUUUGGUGCCUUGCAGUACAAUUCUGCAUCAUCCAGCACAUGGAAACCGUAGAACCUGACUUUUGUUGGAUUUUUGAUGGGGGGGUUCUAAAAAAUUAUUUGAGAAAAAAAGAGCGUGUUUUUUAAAUCCUAAACCACCUUGGCCAGAAUUUUCUUUGGUGCAGGAUUUUCUUCGCAUAUUUCAUAAUCCUCUUGGAUAAAGAUGGCUCUUCAGAUUUGAGUGUUCUGCCUGGGACAAGCUUCUUCUUGUUUCCAAGAAGAUUCAUAGCGAUCCUCAAUGGCACCGACAUCUUACAUUUUCCUCCGACACCUUGCUUUCAGUUUCCAUUCCUCAUGACUUUUGCAUGCCUACAAUCCAUACAUUUUUUCAAGGUUGAAACAUUGUCAACCUCAGCUGAGGCUGCAGAAUAUUGGAGAAGGCACUUUCUUUUUGACCUACCAUGAGACAUCCUGUUUUGGAUUAUUGCUCCUUGACAUCACUUAGUUCAUACACAAGGUUUUGCUUUUAUAUAUAUGGAGGAUGAGAGAGAUGCUGAGGAUGCCAUUCGUGCACUUGAUCGGCGAGAAUUUGGCCGAAAGGGUCGUAGACUACGUGUUGAGUGGACCAAACAAGAGCGUGGGAUUAGAAGACCAGGUGGAGGUGGUGGUGGAGGUGGAGGAGGAGGAGGUUCAAGGAGAUCCUCUACUAAUACAAGACCUUCAAAGACUUUGUUUGUUAUCAACUUUGACCCAUAUCAUACUAGAACAAGGGAUUUAGAGAGGCACUUCGAUCCUUAUGGUAAGAUAUUGAGUGUAAGGAUUCGAAGGAAUUUUGCAUUUGUCCAGUAUGAAUUGCAGGAGGAUGCCACUAGAGCAUUGGAGCUGACAAACAUGAGCAAAUUGAUGGAUAGAGUGAUUUCAGUGGAAUAUGCUGUCAGAGAUGAUGAUGAUAAGAGAAAUGGAUAUAGUCCUGAUAGGAAUCGUGAUAGGUCUCCUGAUAGGAAAAGGCGAUCCCCAAGUCCCUAUAGAAGAGAGCGAGGAAGCCCUGAUUAUGGAAAUGGUAUUAGCCGCAGUCCAUAUAGGAGACAAAGAGCUAGUCCUGAUUAUGGUAGCCGUCGUAGUCCAAGUCCUUAUCAGAGAGAGAGGGAGAGGGGUUCUCCUGAUUAUGGUCGAGGUCGUAGUCCCAAUCAUAGUCCUUAUAGGAGGGAGAGAGAGAGAUCGAGCGACCAUGUUAGGGGGGCCCCCAGCAAUAGACCUACCCAUCAGAGGGAAAGACCAAAUGAUGACCGAGUCCCCAACCGAAGUCCUAGUCCUUACGGGAGAGAGAGGGAGAAGGGGAGUCCUACUGAAGGACGUGGCACUAGCUACAGUCCUCGUGAUAGAGAGAGGUCGUCAAACCCUGACAAUGGUCAUGAUCAUGGCCAUGAUCAGCAGCAGAACACGGUACCCGAACCUGGUGAGAGCCCCAAUUAUGGUGACACCCAGAGCCCGAAGCAUCGGGGAUAUAGCAGCCGUUCACCUCAAGCAGAGGAAUGAUGAGGAGAUCUAGGAAUUGAGAAAUGAUGUUGAUUUCAAACUGCUUCAAAGAGUAUGUUUAGUUGUAUAAUCAGUGUCAGUGGCGAACAUGUAUUCUAAGGACAAUGUUUUGUUAUUUCCAAAUACAUUUAUGCUUCAGUUUC